Messenger RNA from Fusarium redolens, 689 nucleotides. RefSeq lists its product as uncharacterized. The transcript has 2 exons. The record is from RefSeq and is a predicted model, not a curated record. NCBI's taxonomy places the organism in Eukaryota, Fungi, Ascomycota, Sordariomycetes, Hypocreales, Nectriaceae. Bases 121 to 306 code for a protein of 61 amino acids.
UCAACAUCCAAAUAUCUUCAAAUUGAUCAAUAACUUUUCCAGAGACUGGAACUAUCAACGCUAUCUAAUUGAUGUCGCUGCAAUCUACUAUUACUAGGCAGUAAUCACAGCCGCAGCAAUAUGAGGUUAGGCGGCUGUCCUCGACGCUCUGGUCAGCCUCCGAAGAAUCGUUCUGGCACAUCAGCAGGAGCUGUCAGCAAUGGGUUGAAGCAGUAUGCAGAGGAAAGCCUCACGUGCCAGCUUACGCCACUAUGGCCGCCCGCUAAACUCAAUUUCAAGUCUAUGAAUCACUUUCGAGUAAUGUAAUCUGCAUUAUGCCCAGUGAGUCCACACCAUGUUGCUAGUGUCAUAUGUCACCUGUUUUCAUUGUUUGAUGAAUUCUCGGGCGUGCGGUAUAUGCAUGACCCCGCUUCUUAUCUCCGCUAAUGAGAUUACCUUCACUCUGCCAUGUUACAAAAUGGGAUAUCAGUCUUGGUAGCAUGACGUGCUAGAAACACAGCAGGACCAGUUGAGUGGAUAUGUCGGUCACCACCAUACCGAUAAGCGCUUUUUUUAUUUAUUUAACUUUACGACGUCAGAUCAUCCCGACUGAAUACUGCCAUGUGAAUGGCGCUCUCAGGCAGCCACGACACUGGUUAACUGUAUCUAACCCUGUGUUCUCUAUACUAGCUAGCCACAUUAUUAAUGGC